Molecule: messenger RNA, 1366 nt
Organism: Apodemus sylvaticus (European woodmouse)
Lineage: Eukaryota; Metazoa; Chordata; Mammalia; Rodentia; Muridae
Product: translation initiation factor IF-2-like
Exons: 2
Coding region: 1-1041 (346 amino acids)
Source: RefSeq, a predicted model, not a curated record
AUGUCGGGGAGGGGGAGAGCGGCCGCGAGGCGGGCGGGCGCGCGCGCGGUCGGCGGGCGGGCGGGCGGCGGGCAGCCCAGGCACCAGGACUCGGCGCACCCUCGGCGGCUCGCGGCACCUCCCCGUUACUGGCGCCGGCGGUCCCGGGCCAUCUCCCUCCGUCACCACCGCUUAGGGUCGGCUGGGGCAGAGGUGCCAACUACGGGGCGGCAGCGCGAGGCGGGGGGAGGGGGCGAGAGGCCGUGUUCCGGUCCCCGCGGAGAGCGAACGCCUCCAGCACCUUCCCUCCUCCUGCUCCGCCGCCGCCUGCCCUCCUCCCCCCCGCCGCCGCCGGGUCCUUCUCGCCGCCUCCUGCCGCUGCUACAGCCGCCGCCGCUCCACCAACUACAUCCGGGCAACUCGGACGCAGCCGCCUUCGGGAAAGCUCGGCAGUUUCCGCCACACCCCCUCCUCCCCACCCCGCGAGGCUCGAGAACGCCGCCUUCGGCAAACCUCGGCUUGCUCCCGCCCUCCUCUUCCUCUGAGGCCUGGGCUCCUAGCCCCGCGACCCGUCAAGCCCUUCCGGUUGCUGCUUUCCUCACUCUCGAAUCCGGCCACUCCCGUUCCACUUUAGGGGUAGUCGUGCUCGGGAGCCUGCGGGAGGCGGGCCCCGGGGCCUCCGGGCUGCGCGGGGUGGGAGCCACCUUCGGGAGGAGAACCGUGGGGCGCGAGGGACGCCAUCUCGGACCAAAUGCGGAGCGGCGGGAGCUGCGCGUGCGCCCAGAGGCGCAACGGCGGCGGGGGCGGGGUGCCCUCCGCGAGGCGGCCGCGUCCCCCGCCCCUCGGGCUCCGUGCGGGGGUCGGAAAGCCCCUAAUUGGGCGGCCGGGACGGUUGUCGCGGAGGCUCGACGGGGCCGCGGCGGAAGUCGGCCUCGUCCGACCGGGAGAACCCAGAACCGCGGCUCUUGCCGCCCCGACCAGUGCGGAGCGCGCGCCUGUGGCACCGGCCUCGGCACUGCAGACUUAAGAGCCCAGCCGCCCGGCGCCACGGAGCCCUCCUAGUUCUUCCUCUCCCUGGAAGGAAAUCGUUUCGAGAGGACGGGUGUACAGAAAAUGUGCGGUGUAAGGUUUAGUCCAUUAUUGUCGUGGUGGGAAGCAUGGCAGCAUGCAGGCAGACACGGUGCUGGAGACAGAACUGAGAGCUCUAUUGGGAGGUGAAGAAAGAAUGAAGAAAUCCAGCCGGGCUGGUGAGAUGAUUUAGUGGUGAAGAGUACCGACUGCUCUUCUGGAGUCCUGAGUUCAAAUCCCAGCAACCACAUGGUGGCUCACAACCAUCUGUAAUGACACCCUCUUCUGAAGACAGCUACAAGUGUACUUUUAUAUAUAA